GGUAGCAUCGUUACUUCUGUCAAUCAGAGAAAAAAUAUUAAAAAUUAUACAAGCAUGUCGUCAAUGCACAAUACCGCCUUCUACAAGAGCGCCUUGGAUGCUCAGCACAACACGCUGCCACCGGUGGAGGAGCGGGAACCGAAUUACAUCGACAACCUGCACAUCAUAUUCUUCGAGCAGAUCUUCGAGGCCAUCGACAAUCUGAGCGAUCAGGUUCGAAUGGCCAGGGCGUAUCCCCAGUUUGUGCCACAGAUCCUCAAGAUUUGGGAGAAGCGGCUCAACCUCACCAUGGGACCCAAUACCGCCUUCCUAUUGCUCCUGGACAUUGAGGACUAUGUCUUCUUCAUGGAGCACAUGGCCAGUCGCUUUACGGAGCUGCAUGUUCACGAAGAUGGAGUGGGAUCCUUUGCGGAAUUCUACGACUACAUCACACAUUUGUGCGACAUCAAUAUCACCAGGUUUCCCAAUGUGGACACUUGCAUAUUGGCGGGUAAUCCUGAUAUCGUGGUCGAUGAUGACAUCAGGGAUCUCACGGCAAUGCUGCCCAACCUGAAGCGACUGAUGACCUGCAUGAACAUCUCGGGAGCAUAUAUCCGAGGAUUCAGGAAACUGGAGGAGCUAGUUUUCCACUCUCUGUACCACUCGGUGCCCCUGGACAGCCGCUGGAUGCAGGAUAUCUGCCUAAAUAUGACCCAACUGAGGGUUCUCGACAUCACCGAUCAGUUCGACAGUGGCGUAAGACUCACAGACAUCAAGCUGCCCAAUCUGGAGGUACUGAAGAUCAACCUGAGCACCGUGGAGUGCAUGUUAUCCGAUGUUCUACAGCUGCCCAAGCUCCAGAAGCUGGCCGUAAGAUAUGACGAUUCCCGACAGCUGAAUGCCGACGAGGAGACCAUCUUCCAGCAGAUUGUGGUGGCCAAGAGUGACUCGAUCACACGGAUUGCACUUAACAACGAGGUGGUGCAGCUUCCUUCCCGCUGGCAGCACAGCCUGCUCCUGGAGCUGCCCAAGCUGAGGGCUUUGAUCUGCGAGAACUGGUACCACAACGAUUUCUUCCUGGAUCGCCAGCACAUUCCCUGCCACCAGAUGGAGGUGCUCAGCUUCAGCGGCUGGGAGAUAGUGCGGGAAUAUCAGCUCCUGGAAAUGGUGGCCGAGUGCACCCAGCUGGAGCACUUGGCUCUGAACGGAUACCACAGCACCUGGGACAAACUGAACAAGUUGGUUAGCAUCCGCAACCAGGAGAGGAACCCAAAGCCCCUGCAAGUCUUCAGCGAUCUGAUGUGGGCCAACUUUACGCCCAAUGAAUACCAUCAGUGGUGUGGCAACAGGUACGUCCAGGUCACCUGCGACAACAGCGAAUACGAGUACCAGGAGGAAGGCUUCGAGUUCGAUUUUGAGUAAACCAAUGCUCAAGGAUUCCGGAUUGUACAUACACACACAUACACAUUUUUAUAUUUUAGAUAUAG
Drosophila serrata is the source of this 1466-nucleotide messenger RNA. It is a transcript of the gene bard, whose product is annotated as protein bard. The record is from RefSeq and is a predicted model, not a curated record. Lineage: Eukaryota; Metazoa; Arthropoda; Insecta; Diptera; Drosophilidae.